AUGGUACAUGCAACCAAUUUGGCCAAUCCGACUGCUGCUGCUGUUUCUGGACAUCCACAUUUACCAUUAGGACCAACAUCUAGACAUCAUCAUCAUCAUCAUCAUAAUCAUACGAAUUCCCAUUCUCAUCAUCUUGGACAUCUGACCAACCACAAUCAUUCACAUCAGCUACAUAAUCUUGGUCAACAUCAUCCAUUGUCACCACCCGUAGAGAUUCCUGGAUUAUUUCAGGGUAAACAACAGCCACCCACAACGGCUGUACCAAUAGUAACAACUGGCCAAUUUUCACUAACCAAUGGUAGUAACGUUGGCGGUGUUUCACAUCGAAAUGGUAGCCGUUCAUUUGUUCAGACUCAUUCUCAACCUCCUCCUUCCUCACAACCGUCAUCAAUGAAUGGUUCAGCAAACCAUCAUCCAACGCCACAACCACCACCACCACCAUCAUCAUCUAAUACGGCAGUAACUAAUCGUACAUCGUCGAUGCCACCGAAUCUGAAUGAUUCAUUAGCGAUCCAAAAUCAAUUGUUAACAAUGUUACCCAAUCAUUUGGCAUCAUUUCUUCCAUUUUUACCUGCAUCUUUUGGUGGUAAUAAUGUUAGUAAUGUUGUUGGCAAUGGACAACCAUCACAUCCAUUAUCGACAAUGAUUGCAAAUCCUAAAACCAAUCCUUUUGCACCAUUAUCAUCACCACCGUUUGCUUCAAGUGCAGCUGAUUUUCUAACACCACCACCACCACCAACAACUACAACAACACCACCAACGGCAACGACUGGACAAUCAAAUAUGAAUAAUUUUAUUCGGCCAAUCAUGCCAUUACCAUCAUCACAACAGAAUCAAAAACAUAAUCAGCAUCAUCAUCAAGCUCAAGAUCUAAGUCAAAAUAAUCAGAAAUCUAAAUCAAUUCAUAGUAAUACCGAAUCAGCAACCGAAGGAAAAAAAGAUACUGAAGAAAAAACUGAAACAAAAUGUCGAGAUAAUGGUCCAAUAGUUGUUACACAUAAAUCUUUUAUUGCCAAUCCAAAUGCAUUUGAACAUGCAAACAAGAUGUUAACAUUAUUGAAUUCAGGACCAUUUGCAACAUUAUCACAGGAUGGUAAAUCACAAACAGUCAAUACAGCUAGUCCAUUUUUUGCUUCAGCAAAUUUUAAUCCACAAACAUUAUUAUCAACAUUACAACAUCAAAGUCCACAUUUAGCUGAUUAUUUUUCAAGAAAAUUAGCACGUGUAAAUAGAAUAUCAUCACGACCGAAAAAAGAAUUCAUUUGUCGUUAUUGUCAACGUCGUUUUACUAAAUCCUAUAAUCUAUUAAUACAUGAACGUACACAUACAGAUGAACGGCCAUAUACAUGCGAUAUCUGUAAUAAAGCAUUUCGUCGCCAGGAUCAUCUUCGUGAUCAUCGUUAUAUACAUUCAAAAGAAAAACCAUUCAAAUGUACAGAAUGUGGAAAAGGAUUCUGUCAAUCACGUACAUUGGCCGUACAUCGUAUUCUACAUAUGGAUGAUUCACCACAUAAAUGUCCAACAUGUGGACGAUCAUUUAAUCAACGAUCUAAUUUAAAGACACAUCUACUUACACAUACCGAUAUUAAACCAUAUAAUUGUACGGAUUGUGGUAAAGAAUUUCGUCGUAAUUGUGAUCUACGUAGACAUAUGUUGACACAUUCAUUUGGUAUAGUAGCAAAUGAGAAUAAUAAUAAUAAUAAUAAUUUGACUACGACAGCUACAAUGACCAAUACAAAUACGACAAUAACGAAUACGAAUACAAAUCGUUUAAGCGUUGGCGAAAAAUCUACAACCACCAACACUACAAUGAUGAAUGGUGAAAUUUUGAUUGGUGCUAAUGAUAUAAACAAUCAUCAUCAUCAUCAUCAUCAACAACAACCAAAUAGUCAAAAUCCGGUACGAGGACGUCCACCAUUACAUAGUUCACGUCAAUAUUAUCAACAGCAACAGAAAAAACUUGAAUCCAAAUCACCUACAACAACAUCAACAUUCAAUUUGAAUGAAAAUGAUCGUGAAAGAAUUUGUGCUAUCAUGAAUGCAGCGGUAAAAGCAGCAUCAUCUGUACAAGAUAGACAACAACGACGACGACAAAAAUCAAAUAUCGAUCGUCAAAAUCAAAGACAAUCAUUAACGACGGAAAAUAAUGGACAACAUGGAAAACUAAAACAACAAAAACAACAACAACAACAACAAAAACAUGAUAAUAUCAACGAUAAUGGUGACCAUUUACUAGCGAUCGACAAAAAUCAACAUCCAUCAAAUACGAAAAUUUUGUGA
This is a messenger RNA of Dermatophagoides farinae (American house dust mite), 2280 nucleotides long. The record is from RefSeq and is a predicted model, not a curated record. Lineage: Eukaryota; Metazoa; Arthropoda; Arachnida; Sarcoptiformes; Pyroglyphidae.